This is a messenger RNA of Limanda limanda (common dab), 3433 nucleotides long. Its product is annotated as choline transporter-like protein 2. The record is from RefSeq and is a predicted model, not a curated record. Gene Ontology annotation, molecular function: choline transmembrane transporter activity. Bases 124 to 2313 code for a protein of 729 amino acids. Gene Ontology annotation, biological process: choline transport; transmembrane transport. Gene Ontology annotation, cellular component: membrane. Lineage: Eukaryota; Metazoa; Chordata; Actinopteri; Pleuronectiformes; Pleuronectidae. The transcript is spliced from 22 exons.
UCGGACUCGUCCUCGGGGUGUGAGUCGGACUGAAGCCCAGCACGGAGCCUGAACCCCGGCUCGCACACUGGGCUGUAGCCGCUGGAGCAGCUCUGGGUCCCGUAGGAAACUCUGUGUGAAACCAUGGAACUGGAGGAGAAACCCAAAUAUGGGGAGCCAAGGAAGUUCGACUCGUCCUUCAAGGGCCCAGUCAACAACAGAGGCUGCACAGACAUCGUGUGCUGCAUCCUCUUCAGCAUCGCCAUCCUGGGUUAUGUGGCAGUGGGAAUACUCGCCUGGUCCCAGGGGGAUCCCAGGAAGGUGAUCUACCCCACAGACAGUCGAGGCCAGUUCUGUGGGCAGGCCGGCACCAAGCUUGAAAACAAGCGAGACUUGUUCUACUUCAACAUCAUGAAGUGUGCGAGUCCCAUGGUGCUGCUGGAGUUCCAGUGUCCCACCACACAGAUGUGUGUGGAGAAGUGUCCUGAUAAGUUCAUGACCUUAGUCAAAGCCUACACCAACAAAAAGGACUUUGAGUACUACAAGACCUUCUGCCAGGAAGGCGUCACUAACACGAUGGGUGUUCCAGAAAUUAUGCGGUUAGAACUCUGUCCUGCCAUGCUGAUGCCGAGCAAGCCCUUCACACGCAGGUGUUUCCCAGCCUUGGGUCAGAAGGGGGGGGUGAUAACUGUGGGAAACAACUCCCACUUCGACGAUGGAACUGGGAAAAUUCGAGAUGCCAAGGACCUGUUGGACGGAGUCAAGAACGCCACCGUGGUUAUUGAGGCUCGUCAGGUGGUCAUGAAGAUCUUUGAGGAUUACACCCAGUCCUGGUACUGGAUUCUCAUAGGCCUGGUUAUUGCCAUGCUCCUCAGCCUGCUCUUCAUCGUCCUCCUGCGCUACCUGGCCGGGAUCAUGGUCUGGGUCAUAAUCGUGCUGGUGAUACUGGUGAUAGGAUACGGGAUCUUCCACUGCUCCAUGGAGUACGUUCAGCUGAAGGGAACGCCGGGCGCUAACGUGACUCUCCAGGAUCUGGGCUUCCAGACGGACUUCACCAUCUACCUGCAGAUCAGACAGACCUGGCUGGCCUUCAUCAUUAUCCUGGCCAUCGUGGAAGUCAUCAUCAUCCUGCUGCUCAUCUUCCUCAGGAAAAGGAUCCUCAUCGCCAUCGCUCUCAUCAAAGAAGCCAGCAGAGCCAUUGGUCACGUGAUGUGUUCCCUCUUCUACCCGCUCUUCACCUUCCUCCUCCUGGCCAUCGUCAUAGCCUACUGGGCCGUCACUGCUGUUUUCCUGUCGACCUCAAACGAACCCAUCUACAAAGUUUUCAACGAGACGGCGUGUGACCACUCGAGGACAGUUUGUGAGCCGGCUAACUACUCCACCAGUACGCAGAAAGCCGAGUGUCCCGACUCCCAGUGCCUCUUUGCGUUUUACGGCGGGGAGACAGUUUACCACAAGUACCUGAUCGUGCUUCAGUUCUACAACGUCUUCCUCUUCUUCUGGUGCGCCAACUUCGUCAUCGGCCUUGGACAGAUGACGCUGGCCGGAGCCUUCUCAUCGUACUACUGGGCGUCGGUGAAGCCGGACGACAUGCCGGCCUUCCCAGUGUUCUCCGCCCUCGGGAGAUCUCUCAGGUAUCACACUGGAAGUCUGGCGUUUGGUUCUCUCAUUCUCUCCAUCAUUCAGAUCAUCAGGGUUUUCCUGGAGUAUCUGGACCACAAGCUCAAAGGAACCCACAAUAAGUUCACUAAGUUCCUGUUGUGCUGUCUAAAGUGCUGCUUCUGGUGUCUGGAGAAAUGCAUCAAGUUCCUCAACAGAAAUGCCUACAUCAUGGUGGCAAUUUAUGGCAAAAACUUCUGUGCCUCAGCCAAAGAUGCCUUCUUCCUCCUCAUGAGGAACAUGAUCAGGGUGGCUGUCUUAGAUAAAGUGACAGAUUUCCUCCUGUUUUUGGGCAAAUUGCUCAUUGUUGGACUCGUGGGGGUCUUUGCCUUCUUCUUCUUCUCUGGGAGAGUGAGGGCCUUUGAUGAUACAGCACCCAAUCUCCACUAUUACUGGGUUCCCAUCCUGACUGUGGUGGUCGGCUCGUACCUCAUCGCCAACGGCUUCUUCAGCGUGUACGCCAUGUGUGUGGACACUCUGUUCCUCUGCUUCUGUGAAGACCUGGAGCGCAAUGACGGUUCAGCCGCGAGGCCUUAUUACAUGUCGUCGACCCUUCACGAGAUUCUGAUGAAGGACAAGGCCGAGGAUCCGCCCUCGUCUUCGUCUCUGCGCCGAGACGAAGAAGACGUCCAGAAGGCAGAGCAGCCCAGUAAAGAGGAGGACGCUGCUUCUUAGAGGAGUUUCUCAUAGAAGAAUUGAUCACUGAAGGCCUGACUCCUUUUUAACGGCUGUAGUUGAACCCUGAUAUGUUGGAGGAGCUGGUACUUUGUUGUUGCCCGAUGGGAAAUUCUAAAUGUUGCACUAAACCCAAUCAUCGAGGCAGAUUGUGAUGAUGCUACAGAAGAUGAUGCCUUAAAGUGGCCGAGUUCAUUCACAACUUACUAGUUCCCUUUAACUCUUUCAACACAAGGAAACGUUGGACAUGAGAUGUUAUGAAUAUUGUUAUUCUUUAUUGACUCUUCACUAGUCUCCAGACAGUAUUUGUCCAAUCAGAGCUUAGCAACCGUAACCAGGAGCUGCUGGUCUGUCAACAUGGUGAAGCUGUGUGGCAGCAAAAUGUAGAACAAUUUUCAAAGUUUGAAAAAGAAAAAGCUUGAAGCCACAGAGACGUCUGGGGUUUAGCGACUGGUCAAUCGGACGUGAAGCAUGUCUCCUGAAAGGAGCUCUUUAAAGUGUACAUCUGAAUAUUACUCAUUCUCAAGCUGCUGCAUGAUUGAAGUGAUGAAGUGACAGUUUCCUACUGGACGUGAUUAAGUGGAUUAGAAACUUUCUCCUGUUUUCAGAUUGUUGUUGGUUCAUGGACAAACUGCUUCACUGAAUAACUCAUAUUUCUAAACCUUCCACUGCCACCGGCCAAACGGAAACUUUCAUGUGCCUCAGUUGUUAAAGUUGGUCUGUUUGUACUUUAGUGUUUAUGGACACAGAAGAAAAGACGUGAUCAUCAGUGCUAUUCUUCAAAAUGCUGUUCUAUCAAUGCACUUUAACUUCUGUUCACAUGCGUAUAUCUGUACGAGUUUUUACUGUAGAUCUUUGUAGAUUUUUAAUCUUAAUUGCACAAAACAUGAUUUUAACUUAAAUAGAUGCACGUUGGCGACAAAUGUACCGAUUCAAUUUACAGUUAUUGCCUUUUUUUCUACUGAAGCCAAUUAAAAUGUUCCUCUGACCUCCUCAGGUUUACUGGUAUGAAUAUUUCAUAUAUUACAUAUAUAUUUCAAAAAUCUGCAGAACACAUAAUAAGGUGCUUCAGAGUUUCAAAUGGUCAAACUGUGGCUGUGUAAACGUUCAUUUAAUGUUG